Tetrahymena thermophila SB210 is the source of this 753-nucleotide messenger RNA. Its product is annotated as proteasome subunit beta type protein. The transcript has a single exon. The record is from RefSeq and is a predicted model, not a curated record. NCBI's taxonomy places the organism in Eukaryota, Ciliophora, Oligohymenophorea, Hymenostomatida, Tetrahymenidae. Gene Ontology annotation, cellular component: proteasome core complex.
AUGGCCUUUUACGUUUGCAAAAAUAAAGAAAAAAUGCAUUAUAGCGAAUUAGCCUUAAAUGAAAGCUAGGCUAAAAAGCACACCUUGAAUCCAAUCACUACAGGCUCCAGCGUUAUUGGUAUAGCUUUUAACGGUGGUGUAAUUAUUGCAUCUGAUACUUCUAUUUCUUAUGGUGGUAUGUCAAGAUACAAUCACAUUUAGCGUGUUCAUAAAAUCACUGACAACUGUGCAUUUGCUUCAAGUGGAGAAUUUUCUGAUUUUUAGGAACUCUCUCGUUUAAUUGAUGAAAUGACUAAUCAAACUUACUUAAACGACGAUAAGAUCAACUACACUCCUCGUGACUAUGGUAAUUACAUCUCUCAAUUAUAAUAUCACCACAGAAAUAAGAUGAAUCCUUUAUACCUUUGGAACGUCAUCGGAGGUGUUGAUAAUGGCAAGCCAUAUCUUGCUCAUAUAGAUCUUUAUGGCACAUAUAUUGAAACUAAUCACGUUUCAACUGGAUUUGGUAACUACCUUUGCGGACCUCUCUUCGAAAAAGGAUGGAGAGCUGACAUGAGUGAAUAAGAAGCUAAGUAACUAGUAAACACUUGUUUCUAAGCUCUCUUCUACAGAGACGCUAGAGCUCAUGAAACAAUUUAAGUCACAGUUAUUGAUAAAAACGGAGUCCGCAUUGAAUAACCUUACGAAAUCGAAUCUAAAUGGGACUAUUAAGGUUACGUAAAUCGUGCUAACGAAAAAAUACACAAUUAGUGA